GUUGUUUUGUAAACUUUUACUCAGUGAAUGUGAAAAAGUAAUUUAGUGUAAAAAGGAAAAGCAGGAUCAUUUUCCUAUCAUUAUAAUAACCAGUUUAUUGUUGUAAACAUUGACUAAAAAGCACUACUACCUCUUCCGUCUGGUAUUAAACCAAAUUCUCCUUUAGAUUCUCCUUACGUAUGUGGGAUACUGUUGCGACAAUCUUAUUUCGAUUUCUUCAAGCCGCCAUGGAGUUCCCUGACCUCGGCGAGCACUGCCAGAAAGCAGGUUGCAACCAAACCGACUUCUUACCACUUCAGUGCAAGUGCGGCAAAGUACUAUGCCGAGUCCACUUUUUGGACCACUGCACGUCAAGCGAGUGUGAGUUGGCGCCUAAACCUAAGGAAGUCAACCUCAAAAGCGAUGACCAGAUUUUUAAAUGCUCCGAGAAGGGAUGCAGGAAGGGGAAUCUACAUGAAAUGCUAUGUGGAAAGUGCAAGAAACAUUACUGCAUAGAGCACAGAUUUCAUCCAACAUGUCCAGAAAUAGACGAUGAAACUAUGGCGGCGAAAAUUGAACAGUUCGAAGCCCCAAGAAAGCAGUUCCAGAUAGCCAACCAACAUCUACAGGAAACUAUAACAGAAAAUAUACGAAAAGCUCUACAAUCGUCUGCUAAGGUGAAGACUGCAUCAAAGAUUCACCUUAUGAGAAUCAAACAGAAAGCUGUCGGACCUAAGUCUGUCCCUGUCUCUGAUAGGGUCUAUUUUGCUAUCGGCAAACCUAAAAACAUGGAACCAAAGACUGUGAAGGUUAUUGACGAUGUCAAUAACUUGGUGAAAAUCGAUAAUCUUAACUUGGACCCAGACUUAAAGGGAGCUGUUGGGGUGUUCGUCAGCACAAAAUGGAGCUUAGGCAGAGCCAUAGAUAGCAUUUGUGACUCCUCUAACAUUACAAAUAAUAAUAACAGAAUGGAAAAAGUGAAAUUAAGACUUUUCCGACAGCUGGACGGGUACUGUAUCAGUCCUAUAAAAAUGGACGUGGAAAUUGGAGAUCUGAUGAAACAAGAAGUAUUGAUUGAAGGUGACAAACUCAUUAUCGAAUACAUUGAUACAAACAUUCUUAGAAAUUUGGACGAACAUGCUCAGAUAUUCUUAAGUUGACAUUUUGACCUCCAGCAUGAACGGCUGCUGUAAGGUAGCCUCCAAUUUUUCGUCGUCUUUAAAGGUAGGACAAAUGUUU
Molecule: messenger RNA, 1218 nt
Organism: Ostrinia nubilalis (European corn borer)
Lineage: Eukaryota; Metazoa; Arthropoda; Insecta; Lepidoptera; Crambidae
Product: AN1-type zinc finger protein 1-like
Exons: 4
Coding region: 180-1139 (319 amino acids)
Cellular component (GO): cytoplasm
Source: RefSeq, a predicted model, not a curated record